Messenger RNA from Fukomys damarensis (Damara mole-rat), 2706 nucleotides. It is a transcript of the gene Slc25a21, whose product is annotated as solute carrier family 25 member 21. The transcript has 10 exons. Bases 192 to 1091 code for a protein of 299 amino acids. The record is from RefSeq and is a predicted model, not a curated record. Lineage: Eukaryota; Metazoa; Chordata; Mammalia; Rodentia; Bathyergidae.
AGAGGGCAGGUCCCGAUCUACGGGAGCUCUCGCAGCGAUUCCGUGCCUGUUCCCACCCCUCAGGGAACCACGACGCCCGAAGACCAACCCAGUCCCGCCUCCCCCAACCAGGGGAGGCUGCACAGGCCGAAGUUCAAGCGGCGAACCCGCUCCCUAGUCUCGGCCGGCUCCCCCGUCCUCCCGCUGCGAAGAUGUCCGCCAAGCCCGACGCCGGCUUAGUGCGCGAGGCUUCAAGGCAGAUCUUGGCCGGUGGUUCAGCUGGUCUUAUAGAAAUUUGCCUGAUGCACCCCCUUGAUGUGGUGAAAACCAGGUUCCAGAUUCAGAGAAGUACAGCUGAUCCAAACAGUUAUAAAAGCUUGGGAGACAGCUUUCGAAUGAUUUUUCGAACAGAAGGGUUGUUUGGCUUUUACAAGGGAAUUCUGCCACCCAUCUUAGCAGAAACUCCCAAAAGAGCAGUAAAGUUUUUCACCUUUGAACAGUACAAGAAAUUGCUAGGAUAUGUGUCACUGUCACCAGGACUGACAUUUGCCAUUGCUGGACUCGGAUCUGGACUAACAGAAGCCAUCGUGGUUAACCCUUCUGAGGUGGUAAAAGUUGGCUUGCAAGCCAGUCGGGACACAUUCACAGAGCAACCAUCCACUUUGGCUUACGCACGACAAAUCAUUAAGAAGGAAGGUUUGGGACGGCGAGGCCUCAACAAAGGGUUGACAGCAACUUUGGGACGCCAUGGAGUUUUCAACAUGGUUUACUUUGGCUUCUACUUCAACGUCAAAAGCAUUGUUCCUGUCCAUAAGGAUCCAACUUUAGAGUUCUUGAGAAAAUUUGGGAUUGGUCUUCUCUCCGGGACAAUAGCCUCAGUCAUUAAUAUCCCUUUUGAUGUUGCCAAAAGUCGGAUUCAAGGGCCUCAGCCAGUUCCUGGAGAGAUCAAGUACAGAACCUGUUUUAAAACAAUGGCAACAGUCUAUCAGGAAGAAGGGAUUUUGGCUUUAUAUAAAGGCCUGCUUCCCAAGAUUAUGAGACUUGGACCAGGAGGUGCAGUGAUGCUGCUGGUUUACGAGUACACCUAUUCAUGGCUGAAGGAGAACUGGUGAUUGCCAGUGUCUUCCCUGGAGAUAACGGAUGCUGGGCAGCACCAUGAAGCGGAGACGCUGCUGAUCAGCUAAGUCAGGCGUACAGUUAUGAAGGGGAAACCAGCUUGGUCAAGCACAAAGCCUAUUUUGAUACUUUAGAUUUUAUCUUUAGGCAAUUUAGGUUGGUAGUUGGAGAUAUAUAAAUGAUGGAGAUACAGAGAUGAUAGAUGAAAGAUAGAUAAGAAAAAUAAUACAGAGCAAUGAAAUAUGUUGAGAAAAGAAAAAUAAUAUUAAAUAAUGAGGUAUAGAGCAAUAUAAGAUUUGUAAAAAAAAAAUGAAGCAAUGAAGUAUAUGAAUAAUAUUAAAAUAGUAGAUAAACCCCACGCAAGGACUGUAAACAUUAUGAACUGCAAACAUGUACAGAAAGAAAGGGGAUCAAGAGAUGGGGGAGGAAGGGAAGGAAAAGGGAUGAAAACAUGAAUUAAGAUGCAUUAUGUGCGUGUACCAACUUCCCACAGGGAAUGAAAACAUGUACUACACUCCUGUUCUGAUAAACUAGAAGAAUAAAAAAAUUAAUCAAUAAAAAAGCAAUAUAAUAUAUUCCUCUUAUACUGCCUCAUAAUGAAAAUUCAUUGUAAUGAUAAUUUUCAAAAGACCUACAGAUGUUUAAAUUCUUGAGAAUAAAUUAUCCUGUGGCUAAUUCCUUAAGAAUUAUUUGGAGAAAAAAGGGGCCUCCCCGAAAAGCCAAAAUUUAAACAUUUUUGUAAGGAAUUGCUUUUUUCCCUAAAUAAUAUUUAAAGAGCAGAAAAAAGUAUUUUAAAAUGUACUAAAGUGGCCUUUUAAGAAUGCUGAAUCAGGGCUAGGGAUUUAGCUCAGUGGUUCCGGUGCCUCCCUGGCAAGCACAAGGACCUCAGUUCAAUCCCUGGUGCCAAAAAAAAAAAAAAAAGAAUGCUGAAUCUUAUGAGUGCUAUGCUAAAAUGUAAAUCUGUCCAUUUUAUUUAGUAAUAAUAUAUAUCUCAGCUCCGUUUUCUUAAGUCCACUUUGCAUUUCGCAUGGUUAAAUGGGUAUUUUUAAAUCAUGAUAUCUGAAAUCUUUGAUUACAAAUAGCAUACAAGAAAUUAUAUUAAACAUUUUCCUUUACAUGGUUCACUUUGAAGACAGGUUUUAUUGCUGAGAUGUUUUCCUUUUAAGUCACAAAUUGGAAGCACUAUUUGAGCCCAUUUGUGCCCUCUGUAUUUGAAUCCAAAUACCUUUGUAUAAAUCUUUUACCCAUGUAGUUCUUAAGAAGAAUGUACAGGCUAAAAUUAUAUUUCCAAGUUCCUAGUUUUAAGUGACAGCUUCAGGUGUGAAAUAUACUGUCUACAAGAUUAAAAUGUGUAUGAUAAAAAUGUUUCAAAAUAAAAGAACAUUCUUAGCAUUUCCAAAGAUUCCUGUACUAACAUGCACUCUAAGAACUAGCUGUUUGGUCUUGAUAUAACCAAAGUCAGUUUUGUGUCUGCAUCCUGAAACAAUGCUACUUCAGUAGCUAAAGUCUACAAAAAAUAUCUGCAUGUUCUAGAGGACACAUGUUCUUGAUCAUUACUCUGGGAUAUUUUUACUGUUAGGCUAUUUUACUAAGACAUUUUGAAAAUAAAAA